UGCCUCUCUGUUGACUUUCCAACACUGGAAUUGAGUGGAAAGGAGGAAGCCUUGAGUGGCCCAUUGACAUUUUGUUUUGUUGAGUAGUGAAAAGUGGCGAAGCGCCAGUGUAGGCAGUGUAUGUAACUUGUAGCCUAUCGUACUGCUGCACGUCUUUGUGAGAAUGGUGUUCUGGAGACAACUACUUUGUAGAUUUGUCAAGUAAAUUUGUGGGUGAAAUGUGGAGUUUCUUUCGUUGAUUUUAGCCUAGUAGUUUGACCUUUCCACGAUCAGAGCAGCUUUGUUAGUAUCGUAUUCCACUGUGCGGUAGACCUAAUUUAUUCUCGGCUGCUUUUGUAUGGUGUUACAAUGGCCAGUAGGUUAAGCAGAAAUUUUAGGUACGAGGAUUACGAUGCUGAUGAAGGACUAUGGAUCGACAACCAGUUUACAUUCGAAGUGGCAUGGGAGGUGGCGAACAAAGUCGGUGGCAUUUACACGGUCAUCAAGAGCAAGGCCAUGUACAGUGUAGAAACGAUGGGCAAUGACUAUUGCCUACUUGGCCCGUAUGUAGAGCGAAACGUACGCACUGAGAUGGAUAUUAUCGAGGAGAUUCCCAACCUGGCAUUGCGAGAUACCAUUCAGGAGUUACGUGACAAUGGUAUCCAUGUUGUCUAUGGUCGAUGGUUGAUAGAAGGGUACCCCAAAGCUGUGCUGUUUGACCUGGAAAGUACGCGAUGGCGUGUUGACGGUGCGAAAGCAGAUUUCUGGAAUGCGACGCACAUUGGCGUUCCUGCCGACCCGGAAGCCGAGAACGCAAUCCUGUUUGGCCACAUCGUCGCUUGGUUCAUUGGCUCCUUCCGUGCUAGGUGUGCGGCCAGCACACUCGUCGUCAGCCACUUCCACGAGUGGCAGGCCGGCGCGGGGCUGAUUCUGCUGCGUACGCGUCACGUUGACGUGGCAACGGUGUUCACGACGCAUGCCACCCUGCUCGGCCGCUACCUGUGUGCCAGCAACGUGGACUUCUACAACAACCUGAGCAGUUUUGACGUGGACAAGGAAGCUGGAGAGCGUAACAUCUAUCACCGUUACUGUAUGGAGAGGUCGGCAUGCCACUGUGCCCACGUCUUCACCACUGUAUCAAGAAUCACGGCGGAUGAAGCAGAGCACUUGCUGAAACGCAAAGCCGAUGUCAUCGUGCCCAACGGGCUCAACGUGGUGCGCUUCAGCGCCAUGCACGAGUUCCAGAAUCUCCACGCCAAGAACAAGGAGAAAAUCAACGCAUUCGUCCAGGGUCACUUCUCCGGCUACUAUGAUUUCGACCUGGACAAGACCUUGUACUUCUUCAGCGCUGGUCGCUACGAGUUCACGAACAAGGGUGCCGAUCUCUACCUGGAGUCUCUGGCGCGUCUCAACCACAUGCUGAAAGCAUCUGGCAGCGACGUCACCGUUGUAGCAUUUCUGAUCUUCCCGACGCCAACCAACAACUUCAACGUAGAGUCACUACGCAGCCAGGCAUCCACCAAGCAGCUGCGUGACAUUGUCCAGGGUUUGCAGGAUCGCGUUGGCAGGCGGAUAUUCGAGUCGGCGCUGGCAGGUAACCUACCGGACAACGGCGAUCUGCUGACAUCAGAGGAUCUGCUCAAGUUGAAGAGGUGUAUCUACGAAGCACAGCGACCCAGCCUUCCCGCAGUGGUCACGCAUAAUGUAAUUGCUGAUUCCACUGACCCCAUCCUGUCGACGAUCCGACGCCUGGAGCUGUUCAACAAGCGUGAGGAUCGUGUCAAGGUGAUCUUUCACCCAGAGUUCCUGAAGUCGACCAAUCCACUGAUCGGUCUCGACUAUGAGGAGUUUGUGCGCGGUUGUCACCUGGGCGUGUUCCCAUCGUACUACGAGCCAUGGGGCUACACGCCAGCUGAGUGUACUCUGAUGGGCAUUCCAUCCAUCACCACCAACCUGUCUGGCUUUGGCUGCUUCAUGGCCGAGCACGUGGCCAAUCCAGAGAUGUAUGGUAUCUAUAUCGUGGACCGCCGCCUGCAGGGCUUUGAUUCGUCCGUUCUACAGCUGGCGCAGUACAUGUACCAGUUCUGCCAGUUCAACCGACGACAACGCAUCAUCCAGCGUAACCGAACGGAGCGGCUCAGCGACCUGCUGGACUGGAACAGUCUCGGCCGCUACUACCAGCAAGCACGUCGAUUGGCCAUCGCCGCCAUCCGUCCCGGGACGCAGGACUAUGAGAUUCCGGACCCCGCGGACUACGAGGCACGCUACCCGAAGCCGGCCUCAAUCGCCGAUCCGCAGGCCUAUCAGUCUGAUGUGGAUGACGUGGACGAUGACAUGGAGGAUCAGGAAUUGAGCUCGGUCGCGUCGUCGCGCGCUCGCAGUCCCGAGCCGGAGUCGCCGUCGGAUUACAAGGACAAGAAAUAGACGUGCCCCAUGCGGCUAGCCCCAGGCGGGCGCGUGUCUGCGUUAGAUCAGUAGGCCCGUGUACCGGUAUCUGCGCCGGUCACAUCUCUUACUUUCCUCGUUUCUCUCACCUUCUUUCUUGCUACACAUCAGUCUGGUCACCUGCCUGCCCCUACUAGAUCAAGUUGACCGUGCUUGCCAUCCCAUUGCACCAGCAUGUAUGGCAGCACUGGCCUACAGUUAUCCUAUGUUUUAUAUAGAUUUUUUGUUUUUAUCCAAUCUCCAAACCAGUAAUGCAUGUACCUAUGACUCUUCUCUGAAAGGGUGCCACACCAGUUCACCGGUGGUCAGAAGGUUUCAUUAUGGAUUUUAGGCUUUCUUGACCAUUUUUAUCGAUAGUAUCAUAUUCGCUGUCACAAUGUAUCAUGAAAUUCAUGCUGUGCACAUGCAGUCGCAAAAGUACACUAUUUUCUGUUGAAGACCCAGCUUUUUUUGUUUGUUUCGAGUUUUUGGUGGACUCCUGCCUCCCACCUGUAUUACGGACACUGUGCGUUUUACCGCCGUGAGCAUUAUAGUUUCACUGGUGUAUUGUUGUUGUCAUCAUCACACGCUCGUGUGUGCUUGAAUUCCAUGUAUCGUGUAUACAUUUUGUCUCGUUGCUACCAAUUAUUUAGAAGCAUGUCAAUUGCUAUGAAAGGUUGGUUUCCGAAUUUUAAAUUAUUUUCACUGCGUCGUGUAUCACCAGCGCAGCGUGAGUGGUGUUUGUCUGCAUACUGUUCAUCAUGUUGUCUUAUUUCAACUCUUUGUUAGAAAUCUGUGAUUUACACUACCGGUAUUUGUGAA
This is a messenger RNA of Sycon ciliatum, 3225 nucleotides long. Its product is annotated as glycogen [starch] synthase-like. The transcript has a single exon. Gene Ontology annotation, biological process: glycogen biosynthetic process. Lineage: Eukaryota; Metazoa; Porifera; Calcarea; Leucosolenida; Sycettidae. Bases 349 to 2403 code for a protein of 684 amino acids. Gene Ontology annotation, cellular component: cytoplasm. Gene Ontology annotation, molecular function: alpha-1,4-glucan glucosyltransferase (UDP-glucose donor) activity. The record is from RefSeq and is a predicted model, not a curated record.